Messenger RNA from Tribolium castaneum (red flour beetle), 1555 nucleotides. RefSeq names its product leukocyte elastase inhibitor. Lineage: Eukaryota; Metazoa; Arthropoda; Insecta; Coleoptera; Tenebrionidae. The transcript is spliced from 3 exons. The record is from RefSeq and is a predicted model, not a curated record. Bases 163 to 1320 code for a protein of 385 amino acids. Gene Ontology annotation, molecular function: serine-type endopeptidase inhibitor activity.
UUUAGUUAUUUAGUUCGUCACCCAUUAUUAUUUGUAAUUAACUAAUCCUUGACAAUAAUGAGCUAAUUUUCCACUGCGAGUGCGCGCAAAAAUCCAAAACGAUCGUUUUGUGGUGCAAAACUAGUCACAGUGCGUUUAGAAUCAAUAGGGGGAAACGUCACGAUGACAGCAACCCCCGAGUCGCAAAUUCUCCAAGCCAACGCCUCUUUCGCCCUAAACCUGUACGAAAUCCUGUCGCGUAAAAAAGGUAACAUUUUUUUCUCCCCGCUCAGCGUUCAUGCCGUUCUUUCGAUGUUGUAUCAGGGGGCGCAGGGCGAGACGGCGCAGGCUUUGGCGCACGCCUUGAAAAACCCGGAUGUUAAAUCUACAGCGGAAGGAUACAGGGAUGUAAUCGCACAUUUGGGCUCGCUCAAGGACGUUACUUUGCUAACGGCGAACAAAAUCUACGGAAACCAGGCGAAAAGCAAAUUUUUGAAGGCGUUUGAGGACUGUGUCGUUAAGAAUUUUGGGUCGGAAAUCGAACUUUUGGACUUGGGGGAGCCGAAAGGCGCGGCCAGGAUUGUCAAUAAGUGGGUCGAGGACAAAACGCGCGAGAAAAUCAAGAAUAUCGUCAACGAGGCGCUGUUUAAUAACAAAAACUUGAGCUUGGUUUUGAUCAAUGCCAUUUACUUCAAAGGGGACUGGUUGUCCACUUUUAAGGAGCAAUCGACCAAAAAAGACAAGUUUUACUUGGAGGAUAAGACUGCAAUUGAGGUGGAAAUGAUGCACCAGAAGGAACACUUCUAUUAUAAAGACGACCAAGAGCUGGGGGCCCAAAUUAUUGAAAUGCCGUACAAGGGAUCCACAGUCAAAAUGAUGAUAAUAUUACCCAAAGACGGCAUAGGCAAGCUUGAAGAAAAAUUACCCAAAACCGACUUGAAGAAACUCACUGACGGCUUGAAACGUACCGAACUUCACCUUUUCGUACCCAAAUUCAAGAUGGAAGAAACCAUAAAACUGAACCAAAUCCUAAUCGAACUGGGCUUAAAACCCAUUUUCGAUAUGAACCAAGCCGACUUCAAGGGAAUCUUAGACACUAGUAGCCUCCAGGAUAAUAUUUUCGUCAGCGAAGUGAUUCAGAAGGCGUUUGUCGAAGUCAACGAAACUGGAACCGUGGCAGCAGCGGCCACAAGGGCUGCCAUGGUCUUGGGCUGCGCCCCCGGUGCCCCCAAACCGGUCAUUUUCCGAGUGGACAAACCCGCUGUUUUCCUAAUCGUGGCUUCGCACGGCGAAGAAAGAAACGUACUGUUUUUGGGACGCCUGUCCCAACCUGAGUAUUAAUCAAGAGCUUCUGGAAAAUCUUCUAUUUUGCUGGCGCAAUAUACGUGACAAGCAAUUCAAAAAUAAAAAAUUGCUAAAACGAUAUAUUUUCUAAUAUUUAUGGACUUCAUAUACUUAAAAAGCGGUUUUGACGCAAAGUACUAUUAGCUUGAUCGAUUGCGACUUUUUGUAGUUUUAUUCGUUGUAUUUUUUUACAAUGACUGGUUUUUACAAAUAAAACGCUUUUGGAAGAAAA